Mollisia scopiformis is the source of this 2242-nucleotide messenger RNA. RefSeq lists its product as uncharacterized. Lineage: Eukaryota; Fungi; Ascomycota; Leotiomycetes; Helotiales; Mollisiaceae. The coding region runs from base 1 to 2154 and encodes 717 amino acids. The transcript is spliced from 7 exons. The record is from RefSeq and is a predicted model, not a curated record.
AUGGCAACGCAACGGUAUUCGCAAUUAUCGCGGACGCCGCUGACAGAAAAUGAUGGUGAUCUUGCCUCAAGUUCAGCGCAGCACGAAGAUACUUCGGAUUAUGCCCAUUCACAAUUCCAAGCUGGUGGAUCGGACAACGCCCGGCAUGUUUUGUGGGGCGAAAGUUAUGAGUUGGACGAUCGACGAUCAGCUAUCUCCUCGGCUCCCCUCUUGCAGCAAAAUAACGCUCCAACAAAGAAGUCUUCGGUGAUGGAGCCGGAAAUCAAGGAGGAUCCGAUCCUCGACGGACAGAAACGACGGCUUCGUCCAUCGGGCUGGAAAGCUGGAGUGAGGAUUUGCGCGGCGACUGCUGCUACAAUUUGCAUUUUGAACGCCAUAUUGGCCAUCUGGGCUGUGGCAAAUCAUGAGCAUGUCGAUGGUCUGUCGUAUCUGUACACGGGCGGCUGCAAGGAGGUUGCGAAGAUGAAUUUUUGGAUCCAUUUGGGAAUCAAUGCUAUGAGUGCUAUACUGCUCAGUGGUAGCAAUUAUACAAUGCAAGUCAUAGGCAGCCCUACUCGAAGGGACGUUAACGAUGCGCAUACGAAGCGACGCUGGCUCGAUAUCGGGAUACUAAGUACGCGCAACCUUCGCGCGAUAUCCUGGGGCAGAAUAGCGUUAUGGACAAUACUUGGGCUUAGCUCAGUGUCUAUACACCUAAUGUAUAGCACCGUGAUCUUCUCUUCUCUCUCCGCAAACUUCUACGAUUAUAUAGUCGUUACCAAAGAUUUCCUCGAACCCAUGCACGAAUCCUACCUGGACGGAAGGUUAACCAACUAUACCUCCACAGACUGCAUUGCUAUGUACGGCAUCAGAUUUGUGAGCAAAGCCUUCAACGUCCUGCUUGUAACAGGCGACACCGGCACUUCGAACAAUUCGGUGCUCGCGGCGGGUGCUUGGGGGUACACAAUAGAGGAUAUUCCGGGUACUGCGGGGUACGAGGUGGAGAUUCCAUACUCGUGGAUAUGUGGCGAUAGUUGGGACGAGUACCCUUACCAAGACCGACAACCAGUCUGUACCACGGCGGUUGCCAAAGCGGCUGCGUCGAGCCCGACCGGCUGGAUCGUCGCUAAUCAUCGGAUCAGCUACUGUAUGGUUGAGUUGGUUGAAGAGGAAUGCCAGCUAAACUUUAGCUUGAGUAUCAUGCUGAUUGUGAUCGCGUUUAAUGUUUUGAAAGCAUGCCUCAUGAUUCUGACUGCUUUGAAAAUCAAUGAGCCAACCCUCGUCACGAUCGGCGAUGCCAUCGCAUCCUUUCUGCAAGAGCCCGAUCCGACCACCGAAGGCCUCUGCCUCAGUAACAAGAUAGACUUUCAGAAUAAAAAAUGGGCGUUGCGGACUCCGAAACAGUGGAAACCAAAGAAACAUUUCUGGUUUCGGCCCGCGAGUGUUAAAAGAUGGUUGACAUGCAAUAUUCUGGGAGUCCUCGCUUUGCACCUACUCGUUCUUCACGCGUCUCUAAUAAGAGGCAGGUAUAUCGGCUUCGUUUGCUUGGGGGUCGACCUCCUCGUUAAAGGCAUGAAAGGCAUUAGCAUCUAUAACCUCAAACUUCUCUGGGAGCUCGGCUUCGGGGCCGUCGACUUCGAAUCUACCCUAAACGUUGAGACUGACGGUCUCAUCGCAACCACGCUCCUCGCCAAUCUUCCACAGGGAAUCCUGGCCUUUCUCUAUCUGACCUAUAAUAGUUUAUUCUCUUGUAUGUUGGGCGCUUUUGAAUGGAAUCGCUUUGCUCGUUUCAGCAAACCGCUACGUGUGAGUGCGCCGCAAGGGAAGCAGAGAUCGACUUAUUAUCUCCAGCUCCCAUACACAUAUGCCAUCCCACUUCUCAUCAUGUCCAUAUGCCUACACUGGCUCUUGUCUGAAUCGCUCUUCCUCGUACGCGUGAAUAUUCGCUACGGACCAGGGGGAAGCGAUAGCCGAGUCACGACAAUCGGAUAUUCAUGCAUCGCAAUCUUUUGUGCUCUGAUUAUCGGAGGGGUGACGAUGCUCUGUAGUAUCGCUGUUGGGUUUCGGCAGUAUGAUGAUGGGAUUCCUUUGGUGGGGAGCUGUAGUGCUGCGAUUAGUGCUGCGUGUCAUCCACCGAAGGAAGACUCGAUGGUACAUUUGAAGGCCGUAAAGUAGGGUAUGGUGAAAGCUACGGAGGAACGUGGUAGAGUAGGACAUUGUUGCUUAAGUAGUUCAGAGAUUGAGAGACCUGUGAGUGGGGAUU